This is a messenger RNA of Photinus pyralis (common eastern firefly), 759 nucleotides long. Its product is annotated as ankyrin repeat and SOCS box protein 3-like. The record is from RefSeq and is a predicted model, not a curated record. Gene Ontology annotation, molecular function: protein binding. The coding region runs from base 22 to 615 and encodes 197 amino acids. The transcript is spliced from 4 exons. NCBI's taxonomy places the organism in Eukaryota, Metazoa, Arthropoda, Insecta, Coleoptera, Lampyridae.
GUAGAUUGCCUCUCGGAUAAUAUGUGUGAAAUUAUCGUGUUAAGUUUAGUUCUCGUUGUUUUAUUUGUUGCUGUAGGUGUUUGGUGCAGACGCUGUGUGUAUUCCGACUUUAACAAACUUCAUGGAGCUGUUUUUGAAAACAACGUAGUGGAAGCUAUUCGACUUAUACAGAAGUGUCCAGGUGCUAUUAACCGCCUGCAUCCCGUUGAUGGAUACUCCGCUUUUAUGCGCGCCAGUCGGAAAGGUUCGACCCAACUGGUCAACGUCAUGAUUCAAUUCGGGGGUGACGUGUCAGUUAAAUCGGUGAAAGGCGAAUCCCCCUUUUACCUGGCGGUGUUCCAUCACAUCGAGUGCCCGUACAAAGAGGACGCCACCUGCAUUCGCGCGCUCUACUAUGCCGGCUGCGACGUGAACGCCACCAACGACAAGGGCAUCGCGCCGAUUCAUCUGGCAGCGAACUUCGGGCAUACCAACCUUGUACGAUGGCUGCUGAAGAAAGGCGCCUCGCCCAACCUACAACCGUACCCCUAUCUACUGGCGCAGAUGAACGGUCACACCGUAACCGCGCGUCUACUGCAGAACUAUCAAUUGCGCGCAAUCGAACAGGCAGAAUAAUACACGUUGAGUGCGUGUGACGUUAGCACUUCAUACCCUUAAAUGGAUGAAGUUCUUCACAUUGCCUGUUGGCGUCCCUGUUACAGUCUGUUACAAAAAUGAAGAAAUAAAACAACUUUAUAAAAAUCAUACAUGUUGCCUUUA